AUGGUUUCUCUCACUCCGGAGCAAAUUGCCUCUUAUCACGAGAACGGCUACCUACUGCUUCGGGUUCACGAACAUCGCCUUGUUGAACCAGCAGCUCUGAAACAAUGGGCGGAAGAAGUCAAAUCCUGGCCUCAAGAGAAAGGGAAGUGGAUGCCGUACGAUGAAAUCAACAUCAACGGCGAACGUCAGCUCAUGCGAACGGAGAAAUUCAUCGACUACCACCCGCAAUUCAAGGCACUCGUCUGCGGAGAACAGCUCGCGGCGAUUCUCAAGGCAGUAUCUGGUGAUGAUAUGCUUCUUUUCAAAGAUAAAAUCAACUACAAGCAGCCGAAUGGUAACGGAUUCAAGGCGCAUCUGGAUGCUCCUGCUUAUGACCAUAUUGGUCGGAUUGAGCAUGUUACUGCCAAUGUGGCUAUUGAUCCCGCCACUCCGGAGAAUGGGUGUCUGCAAGUGGUACCAGGAUCUCACCGCAUGCAGGUGGAAUUUGAGACUGGAGGUCGUAUUAAACCAGAGUGGGAGAAUGCACACGAAUGGACCUCGAUCCCGCUGGAGGCCGGCGAUAUGUUGAUUUUUGGAUCGCAUCUUGCUCAUCGCUCAGCUGAAAACAAGACGGAAAAGAGUCGCUCCAGUCUCUAUGCGACAUUUCACGGGAAAAAGGAUGGCCUGGAUUUGAGGGAAAGGUACUACAAGCACCGCAUGGAAUUUUUCCCUCCAGAAUAUGCUCGUGAAGAGGGGAAGGACUACUCACAGGGCUAUAAGACCUACGGCUUUGCCGCUCCCUUUACAAACAUUGAGGGUACGACCUCUGCAGCCCCUGCUGUGGCGAGUCAGUCAUGA
This is a messenger RNA of Penicillium riverlandense, 837 nucleotides long. Its product is annotated as phytanoyl-CoA dioxygenase family protein. Bases 1 to 837 code for a protein of 278 amino acids. NCBI's taxonomy places the organism in Eukaryota, Fungi, Ascomycota, Eurotiomycetes, Eurotiales, Aspergillaceae. The record is from RefSeq and is a predicted model, not a curated record. The transcript is spliced from 3 exons.